This is a messenger RNA of Arabidopsis arenosa, 2103 nucleotides long. The record is from the annotation of a GenBank genome assembly. Lineage: Eukaryota; Viridiplantae; Streptophyta; Magnoliopsida; Brassicales; Brassicaceae.
AGCCAAAAAAAGGGUUUCUUUUAUUAUCUUUUCGUUUCUUCCGAUUCCAAUCUGUAAUGGAUUUGAUACAAAUGGAUAAGCGUUUGGAUUCAACAGAGCAAGUGGUUGAAGAAAUCAUGAGAAUUCACAGAUCUCUACCACCAAGACCAGGAAUUGACGAAGUUGAAGCUGCCAAGGGUUUGAUUGAUAACGUUGAGAAAGAAGAUCAAGCUUGUUUAGAAGCCAUUGCUAAACAAAGGAAAAGCUCUGAAGUUCCUGGUGAGCUUUUCAUGGUGUUACAAGAAAUGAAGAAAGGUUAUGUUCAGUUUCGUAGCAAAGAACAGAAACGAGAAGCUUUGAAGCUUCUCGAUCUGGAAACUGUUCACGCUUUGUUCGAUGAUUUCAUUCAAAGAGCUUCUAAUUGCAUUGCUUCUCCUUCCUCUAACGGCUCUGUUUCGUCUCGUCCUCCACUGCCUCCGGCGACAACAACGACGGCUGUUCGUUCUGAUUCUCAGUCAAGUUUGAAUUUUUCUGAGAAAGCUCCUGUUCGUCCCAAGGAUAUGGUUUCACGAGACGAUAGCUUCGUCACAAAGGCUAAGCCUUCUCUCUACAGUGAUGAUUUUACAGCUCCACGAAAACCACCACAGAUUCUGGAUUCAACACUUUCCGCCAGAAAAUUCGCCGGCAAUGAUGGAGAGAAGCUGAGUUUGAUAAAACUUGCUAGUUUGAUUGAGGUAUCAGCUAAGAAAGCUACUCCAGAGAUAAAUCUACAGAACAAGUUAACGGAUCAAGUCGAGUGGCUUCCGGAUUCUCUUGGCAAGUUAUCGAGUUUAACUUCGCUUGAUUUGUCUGAGAAUCACAUUGUGGUGUUGCCAAACACUAUAGGAGGACUUUCUUCCUUGACAAAGCUCGAUUUGCAUUCCAACAGAAUCGGUCAGCUUCCUGAGUCUAUAGGAGAAUUAUUGAACUUGGUUUACCUUAAUCUUGGUAGCAACCAGUUAUCGUCUCUGCCUUCAGCGUUUAGCAGAUUGUUGCGACUCGAGGAGCUUGAUUUGAGCUGUAACAACCUCCCGAUUCUCCCUGAAUCCAUCGGUUCUCUUGUGAGUCUAAAGAAGCUCGACGUUGAGACAAAUGAUAUCGAAGAGAUCCCAUACUCUAUUGGUGGAUGUUCUUCGCUGAAGGAACUCCGUGCAGAUUAUAACAAACUCAAGGCUCUUCCAGAAGCUAUUGGGAAGAUUACUACAUUAGAGAUCUUGUCUGUCCGUUACAAUAACAUCAGACAGUUACCUACGACGAUGUCUUCUUUAGCUAACCUCAAAGAGCUGGAUGUGAGUUUCAACGAGCUCGAGUCAGUGCCUGAGAGUUUGUGUUUUGCCACUACGCUUGUGAAGCUGAAUAUUGGAAACAACUUCGCUGACAUGAUAUCGCUCCCGAGAUCAAUAGGCAACCUUGAGAUGCUUGAAGAGCUUGAUAUAAGCAAUAAUCAGAUCCGUGUUCUACCUGACUCCUUCAAAAUGCUUACAAAGUUGCGUGUGUUUCGUGCUCAGGAGAAUCCACUACAAGUUCCUCCUCGUGAUAUAGCAGAAAAGGGCCCUCAGGCCGUUGUUCAAUACAUGAAUGAUCUUGUGGAGACGAGAAAUGCGAAAUCUCUAAUGGUUAAGCCAAAGAAGAGCUGGGUCCAGAUGUGCUUCUUCUCCAAAUCCAACAAGAGAAAACAGAGCAGCAUGGAGAUUGUCUAACACAGCUGAUAAUGUCACUGACCCUAAAUCAGGUAAUUCUGUUAAAGCUGUUGACAGCACAAGUGACAAACAAAUCCAGCUAUCUUCACACGACAAUGCAUUGAUUUGCAUUGCAAACUCCAAGUACUGUAGAUGUUACACUAUUCAUUCUUUGUUUGUUUCUUUCUUCACUAUUCACAUGUAUCAUUGUGCACAACAUUGUUUCAUUCAUGUCUCUCCACAUAUCAUAGAGCCCAUCCCAAAACAGAACCGAACCAUGUCCCUUGUAGAUUGAGGGUUUUCUUUUAAGCUCUUACUUACCACUUUUGUGUUUAGUCUAUCGUCUCUGGUUUUGUUUCUUUGGUUUGAAACUUAAGACACUCACAACUAAAAGCAUCUGUGUAUA